This is a messenger RNA of Phyllostomus hastatus (greater spear-nosed bat), 1982 nucleotides long. It is a transcript of the gene EARS2, whose product is annotated as glutamyl-tRNA synthetase 2, mitochondrial. The coding region runs from base 23 to 1594 and encodes 523 amino acids. NCBI's taxonomy places the organism in Eukaryota, Metazoa, Chordata, Mammalia, Chiroptera, Phyllostomidae. The transcript has 10 exons. Gene Ontology annotation, molecular function: tRNA binding; zinc ion binding; ATP binding. The record is from RefSeq and is a predicted model, not a curated record. Gene Ontology annotation, biological process: glutamyl-tRNA aminoacylation.
CACGUGGGCGAAACCACUGCAUAUGGCGGUGCUCUUGAGGAGGCUUUUGCAGCUGGGGAGGACCCCGGGAGUCUUGGGGCACUCCUUGAGACCGCGUGAGGCCAGCCUAGGCUCUGAAUCUGGGGCUGCAGUGCGGGUGCGGUUCGCCCCCAGCCCCACAGGCUUUUUGCACCUGGGUGGCCUCCGCACUGCCUUGUACAACUAUAUCUUUGCCAAGAAGCUUGGAGGGAGUUUUAUCCUGCGGCUGGAGGACACAGACCAGUCCCGCCUUGUGCCCGGGGCAGCAGACAACAUUGAGGACAUGCUGGAAUGGGCAGGUAUUCCCCCUGACGAGAGUCCACGCCGGGGAGGCCCCACUGGGCCCUACCUGCAGUCCCAGAGGCUUGAGCUGUACACCCAGGCUGUAGAAGCUCUGCUGAAGACUGGGGCUGCUUACCCCUGCUUUUGCUCACCACAGCGGCUGGAGCUGCUGAAGAAGGAGGCCCUGAGGAGCCGCCAGACACCCAGGUAUGACAAUCGGUGCCGGAACCUGAGCCAGGGGCAGGUAGCCCAGAAGUUGGCCAAGGACCCCAAGCCUGCUAUCCGCUUUCGCCUAGAGGACGAGGCGCCGGCCUUCCAGGACUUGAUAUUUGGCUGGAAUCGGCAUGAAGUAGCCAGUGUGGAGGGGGAUCCAGUCAUCCUGAAGAGUGAUGGCUUCCCCACAUACCACCUGGCCUGCGUAGUGGAUGACCACCACAUGGGCAUUAGCCAUGUGCUGCGUGGCUCAGAGUGGCUGGUCUCAACCUCCAAGCACCUGCUUCUCUACCAGGCCCUAGGCUGGUCACCGCCUCGCUUUGCCCACCUGCCUCUGCUCCUCAACAAGGAUGGCAGUAAACUGUCCAAGAGGCAAGGGGACAUUUUCCUGGAGUGUUUUGCUGCUGCCGGCUUCCUUCCAGAUGCCUUACUUGACAUCAUCACUAACUGUGGCUCAGGGUUUGCAGAGAACCGGACAGGCAGGACCUUGCCAGAGCUGAUAGCACAGUUUGACCUGACCCGGAUCACCUGCCACUCAGCCCUGCUAGACCUGGAGAAGCUCCCAGAAUUCAACAGGCUGCACCUUCGUCGGCUGGUGAGCAGUGAGACCCAGAGGCGCCAGCUGGUGGGAAAGCUGCAGGUUCUUGUGGAAGAGACAUUUGGGAGCCAGCUGCCAGACAGGACUGUCCUGGACACAGCCUAUGUAGAAAGGAUCAUCCUACUGAGACAGGGUCACAUCUGCCGUUUGCAGGACCUGGUCUCCCCAACACACUCCUACUUGUGGACACGCCCUGCUGUGAGGCGAGCACAGCUAUAUGCCAUCUCAGAGAAGGUGGAUGUGAUUGCCAAGCAUGUGCUAGGGCUUUUAGAAGGACCUGAUAUGAGCUUAACUCAGGAGAUACUGAAUGCAGAACUGAAGAAGCUAUCAGAAGGUCUGGCUGGCACCAAACACAGUGAUGUGAUGAAACUCCUCCGAGUGGCCCUCAGUGGACAGCCGCAAGGACCGCCUGUAGCUGAGAUGAUGGUGUCUUUGGGACCAAAGGAAGUACAGGAACGAAUACAGAAGGUGCUUUCCAACUGACAGGAGAUGUACUGGAGACUGGAGAGGCUGCAAUUUGAAGAACAAGGUGUUGGCAGGUUUCCUCUCUCCUUGGCUUGCUGAUGACUGCCUUGCUGCCUUACAUGGUUAUCUCUCUGAGUGUGCCCUUAGUAUCUCUUUCUAUCCAAAAGUCCUCUUAUAAGGACACUAGUCAGAUGGGAUUAGCACUCACCCUAAUUGCCCAGUUUUACCUUCAUCACAUCUUUAAAGACCCAGCUGCAAAUACAGUCACAUUCUGUGGUCCUGGGGGUUAGGGCUUUAACGUACAACCAGAGACGACACAGUUCAGCUUAUGACAGCUUGGCAACAACCUGGACUCAAUACGCAAGCCCAUUUUGGACUUUGAGCAAUAAAGGAUGGUUGACAAGCA